Molecule: messenger RNA, 741 nt
Organism: Cynara cardunculus var. scolymus (artichoke)
Lineage: Eukaryota; Viridiplantae; Streptophyta; Magnoliopsida; Asterales; Asteraceae
Product: bZIP transcription factor 2-like
Exons: 1
Coding region: 282-713 (143 amino acids)
Biological process (GO): positive regulation of DNA-templated transcription
Cellular component (GO): nucleus
Molecular function (GO): DNA-binding transcription factor activity; transcription cis-regulatory region binding
Source: RefSeq, a predicted model, not a curated record
CAGAGUCUGAUCAGUGACACAUGGUGGUUCUUGGUGUUGCACCGUCGUCAUCAUGUCGUCUCCAGUGAUCAGUGAAGCCCUCUUAUCCGGUUUCACCAUAACUUCCACCUCCCUUGGCCGCCGCACCCACUUGGUUCAAUCCUUCUCCGUCGUCUUCUUAUACUGGUUCUACGUCUUCUCGUGAAAACAAACACCUUCCAGUUUCACUAUUAUCAUAUACAUAUACAUAUAUACAUACAUACACUCAUACUUUUCUGUGAUCAUCACUGUAAUUGAUCAACAUGGCUGCUGCUGGUGUGAUGAAAUCAACAGAGUCAACUCAGCUCCCGGUGUUGGGUUCAGAUGAUCAUCAUGACUCGGUCUCGAAGAAGCAAAAAAGAAUGAUAUCGAACAGGGAAUCGGCUAGGAGAUCGAGGAUACGCAAGAAGAAACAUGCGGAUGAUCUUAUCGGGCAAGUGAGUCAACUCGUGAGUGACAACAAGUACAUGGCCAUCAACUUGAGAGAUACGACUCGGAUGUUCCUCCAGAUGGACUCUGAGAACUCGGUUCUUAGAGCUCAGUUGGCUGAGUUGACUCACCGUUUUGAAUCACUCAAUGAGAUCAACAAUGGCUUCAACUCACUGAGUGGUUACCAUGAACACUUGUUCUUGCUUCCUUAUAACAACAUGUUGCAUAACGAUCAACAUUUUAGGGUUGACAUGUUUUUGAAUUAAAUCAAACCUUCAAAAUGUAAUUUUAUUG